AUGGUUGCUUCGGAAAACCUCCUAGGUGCAUCGACCAUUUCAUCGUCGCCGUCAUCUUAUAUGUAUCCCAACUUUACUCAGUCAUUUGACAACAUGAAUGAGAGCACGACCACCAUCAACACCACCUUCGACCAGACCUCCGUCUUCGACUACGCCUCGACGUCGUACUACGACGACAUCUGGGAAGAAAACCCGGCCGAGUUCUGGGUGCCCGUCAUCAUCUUCGGGCUCAUCUUCUCAAUCGGUAUCCCCGGCAAUGCCAUCGUUCUCUACAUCCUCCUGUGCUCCAGGAACGCCAGGACUGUGACUAACAUGUACUUGGUCAAUCUAUCCCUGGUCGAUCUCAUCUUCCUGACCGUGGAAGCACCGGUCAAGAUGAAGGCCUAUAUCAUGGUCCAUGAACAUGUUGAUUCCGGUGGCACCAGUAUUAUUCUGUGUAAGAUCAGUGUAUUCUUGAUCUAUGUCAAUCUGUCUGUCAGCAUCACCACCCUAGCAGCUUUGGCAAUCAACAGAUACUGCGCUGUCAUGCAUCCAGUUAGUACAAGGAUACAAAGGUAA
Lytechinus variegatus (green sea urchin) is the source of this 558-nucleotide messenger RNA. Its product is annotated as kappa-type opioid receptor-like. The record is from RefSeq and is a predicted model, not a curated record. Gene Ontology annotation, molecular function: G protein-coupled receptor activity. Bases 1 to 558 code for a protein of 185 amino acids. Lineage: Eukaryota; Metazoa; Echinodermata; Echinoidea; Temnopleuroida; Toxopneustidae. Gene Ontology annotation, cellular component: membrane. Gene Ontology annotation, biological process: G protein-coupled receptor signaling pathway. The transcript has a single exon.